Messenger RNA from Dalotia coriaria, 2917 nucleotides. RefSeq names its product A disintegrin and metalloproteinase with thrombospondin motifs adt-2-like. NCBI's taxonomy places the organism in Eukaryota, Metazoa, Arthropoda, Insecta, Coleoptera, Staphylinidae. The coding region runs from base 464 to 2917 and encodes 817 amino acids. Gene Ontology annotation, biological process: extracellular matrix organization; proteolysis. The transcript is spliced from 6 exons. The record is from RefSeq and is a predicted model, not a curated record. Gene Ontology annotation, cellular component: extracellular matrix. Gene Ontology annotation, molecular function: metalloendopeptidase activity.
AUGUGGUGUAUGUGAUGUUGCCUACAUUUAGGUGCACUAUACAGAGAGAUGUACGAAAAAUACAGUUAUAUUGCUUUGUUUGUAACGAAAACAGAUAAAUUUCAAUACAAACAAUUGUUAAUUAUAUAUAACUACACCUUGAUACGAUGAUUAUAACUGUAAUCAGUGUAGUCAUUCCCUGAAAGACAUGUUAUGUUGUUUUUAUGCAGGUAGUGAUUGUUAAAAAGUUCCGAACCAAAAAUUCUUAUUCAUAAUAAUUUAAAGUUCAUUGCCACGUUCACACGUUCAGCUUGCCAAUUUUUGCAUUAAUUUUAAACUUAAUUCAAUUUAAUAUUAUAAAUUACUACCAGCAUGAUUUAAUUUUUUUACGCAAAACAAACAAUAAUCUCUGAACUUUUUCUAUAAAACCAAAACAUCGCAAAUAAAUAACAUCAUUCGGUGAAUUAACAUAGUAGAAACCAAAAUGGCGUUUGAGAACAUUUUUAUUAAGUUAUUACUGUUUUAUAACAUAGGAAUUGUUGUGAGUUUAAGUGUUCAUACUUUGGAAGAGAUUUUGGGUCACAAUUCGUUGAAACAUUACGUUGAUGAUGAUUCUGAAAGAAGUUUUGAUUUUGACAACAUCAGAGACAAAACUUUAAAACAUCAAUUUGACAAAGAAGAUGGCGUCGAACCAAUCAACGAAGAUGAAACAAAAGAAUACGAGAUUGUUUAUAUGCCAGUAUUGUUGGAACGCGAAGCAGCAGGAACUGACGGAAGUGACGAUUCUGUUGUUGAUUAUUCAUUUACUGCUUUUGGAGAACCUAUUGAUUUGAAAUUAAAGAAGAAUAACAAAUUAAUAAGUCCACAUUUAAAAACUUAUGUGCAUGAUCAAGAUGGCGUCAAAAUAUUACAAAAACGUGAUGUAGACAACCAAAAUUGCUUAUAUCUUCAUCGUGACGGCGAAAACGUUGGUGCUUUUAGUGCUUGCACUCCUAAAGAAUUUAAUGGUUUGCUAUUUUACAAAAACAAAACACUUGAAAUACUUCCAUUGCAUAAAAAACAACUUAAUUCACCUCUGCAAGACAAAUUCCCACACAUAAUUCGAAAAAUUAACCCAGAAGACACACCUAACCUCAAUGACGCCCUACUAUUAAACUCAGAUCUAGACAAAAACAUAAUAAAAUCCGGAUUUUCCAAACGUGCACGAAACAAACCAGUAGGUGGUUAUACUUUGGAGUUAGCAGUGUUUUUUGAUGCAGCAGCAUAUCGCAUUUUCGCUCCUUACAUGUCCUACGACGAUGUUAAGCUAAAAGACAUGAUAAUGGCAUAUUUAAAUGGCGUCCAAGCAUUAUAUCAUCAUCCAAGUCUUGGACAAACGCUGGAAAUUGUUAUUGUAAGAUUAGAUAUUAUGAAACAACAACCUGCGGCCAUGCCACAUUAUGAUGGCGAACGAAGCAGAUUAUUAGAUUCCUUCUGUUCGUAUCAAGAUUCGAUUAAUCCAGGCGAUGAUUCGGAUGUUAGUCAUUGGGAUAUGGCUGUUUAUGUUUCCGGGCUUGAUUUCUUUGCUUAUGAAAACGGCCGAAAAAGUGGGGUUACCAUGGGUUUAGCUACUGUAGGCGGAGUUUGUUUAGGAAAGUACGCAUGCGUGAUAGCUGAAUUGGGAACUACCAAUGUUUUUGGAAAACCUUACCCUAGCGCAGGCUUUACAAGUGUUUAUAUUUUGGCACAUGAAAUUGGACAUAAUUUGGGUAUGCACCAUGACAGUAGUGGUAAUUCCUGUACGAAAGAAGGUUUUAUCAUGUCCCCUUCACGUGGUACAAAUGGUGAGACACAAUGGUCCACAUGUAGUCGUGAUGUAAUGUCACGUCUUUCCUGGGCAAAAUGUCUGCUUGAUGGCGGCUGGCCCAAACCUGAUUUAGACCAGAAAAAGUUUGCAGAUACACCAGGACAAGUUUACACAGCGAAAAAACAAUGUGAAGUUUUGUUAACUGACCGUGAUGCGUUUGCAUCGCCAAGUCAACAAUUAUCCACCAUUUGUUAUAACCUACAAUGUAAGACACCUCAUAGAAGUGGAUAUUACCAUUCUGGUCCUGCUUUGGAAGGUACAGAAUGUGGCCCUAAGAAAUAUUGCUUUGGAGGAGAAUGUGUCAAUAAAGAACCUCCAAAAGUAGUUGAAGUUAUCCCCGGGGGUUGGGGCCCGUGGAAUUUGGGAGCUUGCACUUCCGGUUGUACGUUUAAAAGUAAAGGGUACCAAGAAAAACGUCGAGUUUGUAAUAAACCACUUCCUGUUAAUACUGACUCAGGAUGUGAUGGUAGUAGUUUUGAAGUGGGGUUAUGUAAAGAUGAGAAAAUUUGCGCAAAGAAAAAGAGGUCAUCAUCAAGUGAAUUUGCAUCUGGUAAAUGUAAAGAGUUUUCUAAGUUGUUACCACAGUUAGAUGCAAAAGGAGCAGGGUUACAAGCACCUCAUGAAGAAAAUCGUUUAUGGAUGGGUUGUGCAAUUUUCUGCCGUCGUGCAAAUUCCGGAAGUUAUUACACGCCAAGAAUCGAAUUGAAUGACCUUGGAGUCUCACCAUAUUUCCCGGAUGGUACCUGGUGUCAUAGUGAUUCCACCGGAGAGUAUUACUGCCUUCAGCAUCAUUGUUUACCUGAACAUUUCCAGUUUACCAAAACAUUCUUGAAUAAAUUAGACGAGGAUAUCCCCAUUCCUCAAAACGCUCAUCCGGGAGAAGGUAUACCCAAUGAUUUAGAGAAGUAUUUGUCAUUGGAUGAAAAUGGCAAACCGUUGAAAACGGCGCUUACGCCGGGGACAUUCCACACUAAUGGCGAGGACGCGUGGGAGACAAAUGACUACGUCGAAUUGCCACCGGAAGUGCGGAAAUUACAUCUUGAAGAAGUGAUUGAUGAAGCCGCAGAAAACUACAGUAUUGAUUUUAUGUAA